AUGGGUGUCGGACGUCGUAUGAAAAAGCAGGGUCCUCCUGCGCCCCUCGAUGAGUCAAAGAUUACUAUCUUGAAGAAGAGAAAGACCGCCGAGAGCGAGGCAGCUGCUAAGGCUGUGGCAGCGAAGAAGCGUCGGAGAUCCGACGCCGACGGGGAAGAUGUUGUGACCAAGAAAGAGACUGUGAAGAAGUCCAAAACAAAUGGAAACACCGCGGCUCCUGUCACAAAGGAGAGAAAGGUCGUCCAGGAAAAGACACCGGUUCAGAAGAAGAAGCCUGUGCCAAUGGACACGGACUCAGAGGAUGAGGAAAUGGAGGAUGAGUUCGAGGACCUGGACGGUAUUAGCGAGGGAUCAAUGGAUAGCCAAGAAGAUAUUGAAGGCUUGUCAGACCUGGAAAACGAUUCCGACGACAAUUCUGUUCUCGACUCCGAUGACGAGGGUCAUCCCCGCGAGACCAUGUUCUCUGACGACGAAGACCUUUCCGAUGCCGAGGAACGAUUGACUGCCGCCAACAUUGAGGGUCUCUCGCGGAAGUUGGAUCUUCAACGUCAGGCCGAGGAAGAGGAGGCCGAACAAGAGCUGCAGGAGGCCGCUAUGCAAACCAACAUUGCCGGUGACCGUCCCGAUGUCUUCGCUGACGAACAGCCUGCUGGACUUGCCCCAGACUUGCAGUUGCUCCGCCAGCGCAUUACCGAUACCAUUCGCAUCCUCGGCGACUUGAAGACGCUAGGCCAACCCGACAAAUCUCGCACCGACUACAUUGAUCUUCUCCUCAACGAUAUCUGCACAUACUACGGCUACAACAGGUAUCUGGCUGAGAAGCUGUUCAACCUUUUCACCCCUAUGGAAGCCUUCGCCUUCUUCGAGGCUAACGAGACGCCGCGCCCCGUUGUUAUCCGUACCAAUACCCUGCGCACCAACCGUCGCUCCCUCGCACAGGCUUUGAUCAACCGUGGUGUCGUGUUGGAGCCCGUCGGCAAGUGGUCGAAGGUUGGUCUGCAAGUCUUCGAGUCACCCGUGCCUCUCGGUGCCACCCCCGAGUACCUGGCUGGGCACUAUAUUCUUCAGGCUGCCUCCUCCUUCUUGCCCGUUAUGGCGCUUGCUCCUCAGCCUGGCGAGCGUGUUCUGGAUAUGGCUGCUGCUCCCGGUGGUAAGACGACGUAUAUGUCUGCUUUGAUGCGCAACACUGGCUGCGUGAUCGCCAAUGAUGCCAGCAAGCCCCGUGCUAAGGGUUUGAUUGGUAACAUCCACCGUCUCGGCUGCAAAAACACCAUCGUGACCAACAUGGAUGCCCGUACCGCUUUCCCCAAAGCCAUGGGUGGCUUCGAUCGUGUUCUGCUCGAUGCUCCCUGCACCGGUACUGGCGUCAUCUCCAAGGAUGCGGGUGUCAAGACCUCCAAGGACGAGAAUGACUUCAUGCGCAUUCCUCAUAUGCAAAGACAGCUGCUUUUGGCCGCAAUCGACUCCGUGGAUCACUCUUCCAAGACCGGUGGAUAUGUUGUGUACUCCACUUGCAGUGUGACCGUUGAAGAGAACGAAGCCGUGGUCCAAUACAUCCUGCGCAAGCGGCCCAACGUCAAGAUUGUUGAUACCGGUCUUGGCGACUUUGGCAGCCCUGGUUUCAUCAGCUACAUGGGCAAGAAGUUUGACGCUAAGAUGGCGCUGACUCGCCGCUACUUUCCCCACCGCGAGAACGUCGACGGUUUCUACGUCUGCAAGUUGAAGAAGACUGGACCUACCCCUGUUGCUAAGCCCGCCGACGACACCACUUCCGCAAAUGACAAGCCCCGUCGUCGCUCCAGCUCCAAGGCCUCCUCCACCACUGAUGCCGAUGAUGAAAUCAUUGACAGGACUCCCAUUGUUGAUGAGAACGGUGUUUCCGUCGACUUCGAGGGCGGUACCUUCGGUCCCUUCGAGGACGGCAACGACGACGCGGAGCGCAUCGCCCGCUCCGAGCGCAACCGUCUUCGUCGCAAGGGUCUCAACCCCAAGGGUGUGCUGAACAAGCCCAAAAAGGGCAAGGAGGGUGCCUCCACCCAGACUGAGACCGCAUCCGAUUCCGCUCCCUCGAAGGAGCAAGUGAAGGAGAAGACCGCCGAGAAGGAGACCAAGAAGAAGCCCGAGUCUGCAAAGAAGUCUUCCAAUGAGAGCAAGGGAGAGAAGAAGACUGCGGUCGGUGGAACCAAGAGCGACAAGAAGGAUAAGAGGUCCUCGAAGAAGGCCAGCAAAUGA
Molecule: messenger RNA, 2232 nt
Organism: Penicillium diatomitis
Lineage: Eukaryota; Fungi; Ascomycota; Eurotiomycetes; Eurotiales; Aspergillaceae
Product: rRNA (cytosine-C5-)-methyltransferase NOP2
Exons: 1
Coding region: 1-2232 (743 amino acids)
Biological process (GO): rRNA base methylation; maturation of LSU-rRNA
Cellular component (GO): nucleolus
Molecular function (GO): RNA binding; rRNA (cytosine-C5-)-methyltransferase activity
Source: RefSeq, a predicted model, not a curated record